AUAUAAGCAGCGGGUCAGGGCACAGCCGCUCAAACAUCAGAUCGUCAUACGGCGUGAUGCUCGCCAAGAUAUUGGUGAGCUUCCUGCUGCUGGCAGGUCCAGCACUCAGCUUCCCAAACGAACGUGCCCUUGCACACUUUGGUAUCACCUCGCGGACUCCAAGCCCAUCCAGCGUCCGAACGAAACCACGAACUUACACUCCUCCUCCUUUCUCUGCCUCUUAUUCUUCUCCUCCAGAAUCAAAGAAAGAAUCAAAAGAACCAGAAAGUACCUACACCCCACCACAGGUUAAAGAAGAGGAGCCCAUAGGCUACUCGUACACAGAACCGGUCUUCUCGGCAACAUACCCAGCGCGCACACCUUACCGACCGCCCCAACGGCCCGAAGAAUCGCGGGAAGAUAAAACAAAUAAGCCUAAUUUCGUUCACAAGGGUCGGUCAUUUGCGUAUGAGUUCGAUGUAAGAGACGGAGAUUCUGGCAAUCAGUUUGCUCACCAGUCGCAGUCAGAUGGAGAGAUCACGACAGGAAUGUACACAGUACAGCUUCCUGAUGGACGCCUUCAGACUGUAAAAUACUCUGCCGAUGCUGACACAGGUUUCCAGGUUAAUGUCGAGUAUCAAGGUGUGCCAUUCUACCCUGACGACAAGUCUGAAGAAGUUGUUGACGUUUACAAACUCUCGCCUAAACCAACAUACACGGCGCCGGCAACCGUCAGUCGAGAUCGUGACUCGUCAGCAGAAAAGAAAGAGGAAGGAAUCUCCAAUUCCGAGUCACAAGACUCGGCUAAGGAAACAAACGCGAAUUCGAAUUCUAGGCGUCAAAAAUCAAGAGUGGUGAUAAGCAGCUCAGGAUCGUCUCUAUACGCCAACAGAGAAGAAACUCGAACAACCCAGGGAAGUGCCGCUUCACGUACUUACCAAACUCCACUGACCUCAUAUUCAGCUCCUGCUUUCAAAAAUGAACAUAACGAGGAACAAUUGAAAGCCGUUAAGGAUAAUCAGGAAACAGUAAAAUCUGAAUCAAGUGGACGAGACUCAACAAGAAAACUCUACGGAGCUGAAAUUCCUCGAAGGAGCUAUCAGGCACCGCUAAAAACCUACACAGCUCCCCAAGUGAGUGAAGAGGAGAUAACAGAAGAUCUGGCGAUCACUUAUAGUCGAUCACAGACAGAUGAUGAUAGUGAGGAAAAGGAAGUUUCUCAAUCAAUUUAUUUCACACCAGCGAAAACAUAUGGAGUGCCCGAAGCUGUUCGAGAUAGAACUCCGCCGCGGAAAUCUUACGGCGUCCCUCCAUUUACUGAAGUCACUGAAGAAAGCGAAGAAGAAAAAAAUACAAGAAAAAAUUCACAUUUUGAAACAGCUCAGACAAUUUCUGAUGAAAGAGAAGAGGGAGAAGAUUUGAGAGCCACUCAACCAUUAUAUUCUGCUUCAAGCUUGUCUUACGGAGUUCCAAGCGAAAAUUCUGAAAAAUUGAAAAAAGGUGAACCGGAUGAUGAUGGAGACGGUGACGACGAUGACAGUGAAGAUUCCAAAUCAUACGGAUCAUCUUCUCGAACAUAUGGCGCAUCGAGUUCGACCGGACAGGAAAUCAAAAGUAUACCUCCGAGGAGAACUUACGGUGUCCCCGAACAAGUUGUUGAUUUAGACACCGAAAAAGAGGCAACACUCGCAACAAGUUACGGAUUACCACAAGCUGACGAAGAAGACAUCAGGGUUUCCAGUCCGAAAUAUUCUCCACCCAGUCAAAUAUACGGUGUUCCUGAUGAGUCUUUCAGCGAAACUUUAGAAGAUGAGAGCAAGGAAUCGGCAACAGGUGGACAGAGAGCACCGUCAAGAAUAUACGGAAGCCCUGACGUUAGCGAAGAAGAAAUUAACGAGAGUGAUAAAGGCGCAAGUGAUGACGAACCCAGCGCGCCUUCAGAAACUUCCGAGGCUCCAAAAAUUGCAUCAAGAUUUGUCAACCGGUUCUAUUCACCACCUAAGCAGACAUAUGGUGUUCCUGACGGGGACAUCAAACCCAUUGACGAAGAUGACAGUGACGAAGAAAAAAUCGACGAUUCCUUCCCCCCACCAAGAAGUUACGAAACUCCUAAAAAAGAUGAUGAAAUCCCAAACCCUCUUCAUUCACCUCCUAGAAGGACCUAUGGCGUUCCGGAUGUUGAUGGGAAAGAACUAGUCACCGAAAACGAUGAUGACAGUGAUGAAAGUGCUGACACAGAACCAAGUGCUCUCGGAAUAAAAUAUGGUGCACCUGAUGUGGAGACCUCAUCAGCAAGUUCUGUUAAACCUCCACCAAGGACUUAUGGCAUUCCUGAAAUUGCCGAUGAUAAUAGUGAAGAAGAGAGAAUCGAUGUUCCUUCAAGAACCUACGGAGUUCCUGAUAUCAAGACCGAGCAGCCUGAGCCUGUACCACCUAAACAGACAUAUGGAAUUCCCGAAGACGAUGAAGAGCAAACUAUCGUCGAAGCUGUUGAUGAUAGCAGUGAUGAAGACGAAAGCGUUGCUCUCGGUACUCCAUCAAGAACGUACGGAGUUCCUGAAGUUGAGACCAAAUCACCAAGCCCUCUUUAUUUACCCCCUCGAAGGACAUAUGGUGUGCCUCAAGUUAGUGCCAUUUCGGCGAAUGAAAAUGAUAAAGAAAGCGAUGAGGAUGAGGAAGAUACUAGGGUGCCGCCAAGGACCUAUGGAGUACCUGAGGUUGGUGUUAAGCAUGUACGACCAGUUUCUGCAGCGUCUCUCAGAACAUAUGCAGUUCCUAAGGUCACAAAAGUUGUAGUUUCAGAUACUGAAAAUAAAAACAGUGAGGAAAAUGAGGAAGAAUCCUAUAAGCCUUCAACAGCUUAUGGAGCUCCUGAGAUUGACUCAGAGCCUGUAAGUACACCCAGUAGAACAUACGGUGUGCCAGAAGUUAGCGAAGAAACAACUCUCGUUGAAGACGAGGAUGAUAGCAACGAUGAUGGAGGCGACGCCAAUCCACCAUCAAGUACCUAUGGAGUACCGGAGGUGAGUCAGGAAGUAAUUAAUGUCGAAGAAAUAAAUGAUGACAGCGAAGAAAAGGAGAAUGUCAGGUUCAGUACACCAGCAAGAACAUACGGCACUCCUGAAGUGGCAGUAAGGCCUUCAAGCAGUUCUUAUUUGCCUCCCAAGAGAACGUAUGGUGUUCCUCAACUCAGUGAAGAGACAAUCGCGGCUGAUAAUGCUGAGGAUGACAGUAGUGAAGACUCUAGCUUAGGUCAGCGUUACUCACCUCCUAGAAGAACCUACAGUGCUCCUGCUGUUACUGUAAAGAAGACGAGCCAGGAAACAACAGACGAUUCCAACAUCCCAUCGACAACUUACGGAGCUCCUGAGGUAAAAACUAAAACGAUCACUCCUAUUUUCUUGCCACCUCAGCGGACAUAUGGAGUUCCAGCGGUUAGUGAUGACAAAGUUACUGUUGACGACGAGAGUGAUGAAAAAGAAAAAUCCAGUGCCCCAUCACGAACAUACGGUACACCUACUAUCACAAUAAAACCUGUAGCUCCUGUUUAUUUCCCGCCGAGAAUAACAUAUGAUGUUCCUAAAGUCAGUGACGAAGAUUCUGUGAAGGCUGAUGCGCCUGAUGAGGAAGAAGAUGAUAGCAAUGAAAAAGAAAUAAUAGUCAUCGAUUCCCCGUCCCAAACUUAUGGGACACCACAGAUAGAACACCGAAUCACCAGUUCCGUCUAUGUGCCUCCCAGUCGAACCUACGGGGUUCCAGACGAAAGUGUAAGCGAGUCUGAUGGACGCUAUUCUAAUCCAAGUCGUGCAUACGGAACUCCCAACGAAUCAAGUGAUACAGACGAAAAUGAAGAAAAGAUCAGCGAUGAAGAGAGUGAAAGCUCCUAUCAGUCAAAUUCCAGAACAGAGCAAAAUGGCGAUGAAGAUGUCAGAUCUAGUAAACCUCUUUACUCUCCUCCAAGUAGGUCGUACGGAGCUCCUAACUUACUUCGGGAAGAAACACAGGACGAUAGCAACGAAGAUACCAUCGAACAAGUUUCUACCAAUUACGGUGUACCAAGUGAAGAUGAAGGUGUAAGAAGCUCAAGUCCCAUAUAUUUGACUCCAAGUGUGACCUACGGUGUUCCAAUUCUAAGCGCCGAAGAUGUUUCUAGUAGUGAGAUCGAAGAAAAAGAAGUCCCCUCUGAAAGUUAUGGUGUCCCCGCACAAAACGACCCUGAGCCACCUGAGCUAGUGUAUGAAGCUCCGAGUGAGAAAAAUUCCGAGGAAAGGUCACGAAAUGAGCAAUCGUAUUCACCCCCUAGACGAACAUACGGCGUUCCUGAAACUGAAACAGAAGAUAAAGAUAAUCAGGAUGAAACAGAAGAAAAUUCCAGAGAGAGUUCAUCGACAUUGAUUAUCCCACAAAGAACUUACGGUGCCCCCGAAGUUAAUGCUGCAGAAGCUCAAGAAGAUGAGAGGGAGACUGUUCCUGAACAAAUAACUCCUAGCCUCACCUACGGAGUUCCAUUUGCUGAGGAUGGCACUGACUCAAAAUCACAAGCAAGUGAUUCUCGCUCCUUAAAAUCAUCGUACAGUGUACCUCCUGCUCCUGAAUCAUCUGAAUACGAACCGUUGUACGCUCCACCUGCCAGAGGUUAUACGUCACCUUCAGAUAAUUCUGGAGAAGGAGGUGUGCGCUCGUCAUACAGUGUUCCUCCUGCUCCUGAAUCAUCUGAAUACGAACCGUUGUACGCCCCACCUGCCAGAGGUUAUACGUCACCUUCAGAUAAAUCUGGAAAAGGAGGCGUGCGCUCGUCAUACAGUGUUCCUCCUGCUCCUGAAUCAUCUGAAUACGAACCGUUGUACGCCCCGCCAGCUACAGGUUACACGUCACCUUCAGAUAAAUCUGGAGAAGGAGGUGUUCGCUCAUCAUACAGCGUUCCUCCUGCUCCUGAAUCAUCUGAAUACGAACCGUUGUACGCCCCACCAGCUACAAGUUACACGUCACCUUCAGAAAAAUCUGAGGAAGAGGGAGUGCGCUCAUCAUACAGUGUUCCUCCAGCUCCCACUUCUUCUGAGUACGAGCCUUUGUACGCACCGGCAGCAACAAACAACCUUGCUCCUGCAGACAAUUCUGACGAAGAGAUUAGAUCAUCGUACAGUGCACCUCCUGCUCCUGAAAGUAGCAGUGAUUCUGACGUUCGUUAUGGACCUCUCUAUGCUCCUCCAAGUCAAACAUAUGGCACGCCAAAGAAGAAUGAUAGUGAGGAAACCAUAUCUAAAAAAAUUCGUCGUGUCCGUUUUAGGGCUACAGGGCGGAAAAUCAAUCGUGGUAAACCGUCCGUUUACUACCAGCCAAAGCCCGUAAAAGUAGUGCCAUCGAAUAACUACAGAUCUAGAUCACGACACGCUAGGCAACCAAAAGAUGCCUUGGUAUCAUACCGUCCAACUCGUUAUGAAAGCACCGACAAGCAUCUGCUGUCUCUUUUCAUUUCCGGUGAGCGGCGAUGAAUCUCCCUUUUCAAAACAAAUAGCGUGUAUCUAUUGUAGUAAAUUAAUGUUAAUUACGAAAACUUGGAAACGAAACGAACUUUGUUAACUUAUUAUAGUUAUUUAAAAACCUUCAAUACAUUAUUAUUUUUCAUAACGUCCAAUAACUUAUAUGGGUCGGCUACAGCAUAACAACUAAAAAAUCAACAAUCUUAAUAAUAAGUAGCGAAUAAGUUAUGGUAGACAGAGUGCUGCUGUUGUAGUCUAAUGCAGAAGGGAAAUCCUGCUACCUUUAAUACCUGAUUUGCAUAGUGAUGUUAAGUAGUGGCUCAAUUGUAUUUAUUCUAAUAUAUGUUAUAUGUACACAUCAAACGCACAGGAAAUUUAUUCACGUUUUUUGUAAAAAAUAUAGCUGGAUCAGGCACCUAUAAUUAAGACAAUGUACUUUUAGUAAAGAUGUCACAAGUAGCCUGGGCUGCCAUUCUGGCCGAGGGAGGGCAGUUGAAUGCCGCGUGAAACUCCGGCGUGUUCCUCAUCAUCGCGUUGAUUCUGAAGCGGAAUGUUAAUUAAGUGAAAACAAUUGAGGCACGAAACGAAAACCAUUUUAAUAGUUUUUUUUAUAACUGGAAUUCUAAGCGAUGAAGUAAGUUAUUUGCAAAUUUUUAAUUAAAGUCGGCAUGUAUAGUAAGAAGUUUGUUCGGAAGUCAAGUCUGGAAGCUAUUAAUAAAAAACGUAUUUUUGACGAUUUUUCUUAAUUUUGCAUAUUUUGUUAGAGAUGCUUUGUAGGGACUGCAGUGACUUACCUGAUGUCGUUCGGUAGAUGCUCGUCAAGUUCCAUGAGGAUGAUUUUGGCCAGUGGCGGCAACACGGAACAGUACGGCUUAGAAUAAAUUUCAUAAUUAA
This is a messenger RNA of Hyalella azteca, 6353 nucleotides long. RefSeq names its product SH3 domain-containing protein C23A1.17. The record is from RefSeq and is a predicted model, not a curated record. Bases 57 to 5471 code for a protein of 1804 amino acids. The transcript has 3 exons. Gene Ontology annotation, cellular component: extracellular matrix. Lineage: Eukaryota; Metazoa; Arthropoda; Malacostraca; Amphipoda; Hyalellidae.